UCUUUUCAAAGUUUCUCUCUCUUUCUCUUUCCUAAGCCGCUCUCUCUACUCUCUCUCUCUCUUUCCUGAGAAAUUUCUCGCAGCCGCCCAAGGAGACUCUCUCUGUAGCUAUCGUCGGCAAGCUGGAGGGCGAAACCUCGAUUCUGGUUGCGCGUGUCGUAGCGGGCGGAACCGUUUCGGGCUCGUCGACUUCGAAGAGGGAGCGAGAAAGUGAGCGCGUUUCUGGCGUGGGAGCGAAGCUCAGCUGGAUUUGCGGAUCGGAAAUGCUCGCUAUCUAGGGGCUGAUAUCGGGCUUCUCCGACACCGCUCCGAUCUUUCCGAUGCCGGGACCUGAGGCGCCGGGGCUGAUCUAGGCGGCGGCCGGUUGCGGUUCAGGUUCCCGCCGUCGCGCCGAGCUCGGCGGCGGCGCUGGCGAGGUGGAACUUGGGUUGGGAGCUAGGGUUUCGUGGGGUGGAUUUGGUUGGAGGAAGAACAGUGAUCGAAGACUAGUAGCUGCUGGGAGUAGCGUGGCGAUGCCGGUGGAAUUGGAGAAUUCUUCCGUGAUGACCGUCUCCAACUCGGUCUCCGGCGAGGCCAGCGUGUCCUCCUCCGGCCAGCAGCAGGCCGCGCCGCUGCCGCCGCCCGCUCCGGCCAAGAAGAAACGCAAUCUCCCCGGAAUGCCAGAUCCGAAUGCGGAGGUGAUAGCGCUGUCGCCGAAGACGCUAAUGGCGACGAAUAGGUUCGUGUGCGAGAUCUGCAACAAAGGGUUCCAGAGGGACCAGAACCUCCAGCUGCAUCGUAGGGGGCACAACCUGCCGUGGAAGCUGAGGCAGAGGACGGGAAAGGAGGCGAGGAAGCGGGUGUACGUGUGCCCGGAGCCGAGCUGCGUCCAUCACGACCCCUCGCGGGCGCUCGGCGACCUCACCGGCAUCAAGAAGCACUUCUGCCGGAAGCACGGCGAGAAGAAGUGGAAGUGCGACAAGUGCUCGAAGAAGUAUGCCGUCCAGUCCGACUGGAAGGCCCAUUCCAAGACCUGCGGCACCCGAGAGUACCGCUGCGACUGCGGCACCCUCUUCUCCCGGCGGGAUAGCUUUAUCACGCACAGGGCGUUCUGCGACGCGCUGGCGGAGGAGAGCGCCAAGGCACAGACGAACAACACCAACGCCGCGGCACCGACUGCGCCGGCGAACAAGAAGGCGGAGGAGGACGGGAGGGCGGCUUCGGCGCCGGCGCCGGUGCCGGAGACGUCUCCGCCUCUGGCGACGAUGGUGCGGACCGAGUUGCCGCGCCAGCAGGUGGCGUCGCCGGAGCAUCAGCGAGAGCCGGAGAACCCAGCCUCUGGAAUUCUCCAGUACAUGCCGCCGCCGCCGCCGCCGCCGCCGCCACCAUCCUCCAUCACCAUUGGCAGCAGCAACAGCAGCGGCACCACGAGCAGCAGUGGGGGCAUUAGCAGCGGCAGCAGCGCCAGCCUGUUCGCAAGCCUCUUCGCGUCCGCCUCCGCCACCACCCCGGCGCAGGGCACCAACUUUUCUGACCUUAUCAGCGCAAUGAGCCGCACCGACCGCGCCCUUGCUGUGGAGCCCCCCUCUUUGUGCCUGUCUACCAAUGGGCCUGCUGCUUCCCUAUUCUCGCAGCCGCCUCAGGAGCGCCGCCCGUUUCAUCCGCCGCCACCGCCGUCCCCCCACAUGUCCGCCACCGCCCUGCUGCAGAAGGCCGCCCAGAUGGGCGCCACCGCCACGAGCUCCUCCUUCCUCCGUGGCUUCGGGCUCUCAACCUCCUUCGGUCACCAGGACGGCCUCAAUGACAGCAGCCUCCAUUGGCGUCCCCAGCAGCAACAACUGGAACCGGAGCCUGCCCCAAUUCUGUCGGCCGGUCUUGGACUUGGUCUUCCCUAUGAGAGCACUGCCGCCGCAGCAGUUCUGCCUGACCUAAUGAUGGGCCCGCCGCCGCUGUUCGGACCAAAGCCGGCGACUUUGGACUUUCUGGGGCUCGGGAUGGGACCGGUAGGUGGUGCGGCCACCACCGGACUAUCGGCGUUGAUCACUUCGAUCGGAGGAGGGCUCGACAUGGGUGCUGGCGCAGCUGCAGCUGGCCGUUUUGGAGGAGGGGGCUCGCCGGGGAAGGCGUGAACUCCAUUGGGCUUUGUCCUCCCAAUACCAGCGGGGCAAGUUUUAGAGGCUGGAGAUGGAGGGAGAACAUUCUCUUCUUCUUUGCUAUAUUUUAGUUCUUUCAAUCAUGUUCUUUUUCUUUUGUUAGAAGGGGCCAAACAGGUUGGAGGGCUUAGAGGUGUUCAUUUCUGCUUUUUUUCUCCUAAUAAUUUUGUUGCUUUAUUUUGUUAUCUAGGUUUAAAAUAUAUUUUAUAUAAAUAUAAUAUAGAUAUAGGUUAUAUGUA
Phoenix dactylifera (date palm) is the source of this 2371-nucleotide messenger RNA. NCBI's taxonomy places the organism in Eukaryota, Viridiplantae, Streptophyta, Magnoliopsida, Arecales, Arecaceae. The record is from RefSeq and is a predicted model, not a curated record.